Hyalella azteca is the source of this 1337-nucleotide messenger RNA. RefSeq names its product trypsin-1. The record is from RefSeq and is a predicted model, not a curated record. The coding region runs from base 117 to 935 and encodes 272 amino acids. Gene Ontology annotation, biological process: proteolysis. Lineage: Eukaryota; Metazoa; Arthropoda; Malacostraca; Amphipoda; Hyalellidae. Gene Ontology annotation, molecular function: serine-type endopeptidase activity. The transcript is spliced from 9 exons.
AGUCAUCGGUGGCGCGAUAGGAAACGAUAAGGCACGUCAGGGAAUCGCUGCACAAGUUUCUCAACUGGGCUACAUCGGUGGUCAUUCGUGCGACUGGGUUUGCGAUACACGAGAUCAUGAUGCGGCAUUUUUCUGGAUUGUGUCUGUUCUUAACCAUUCUCGUCUUGCGAGAAGUGUCUACUCAAGAUGAGAGAACAAAGAUUGUUGGCGGGACAGAGGCAGCUCCUGGCGAGUUUCCUUUCGUGGUUGCAUUGUAUCUAAACAACACAGAAGGAGAAGUUCAUUUCCACUGUGGAGCCUCUCUAAUAUCGCGGCACUAUGCAGUUACUGGAGCUCAUUGCGUCCAAGGGUGGUCGGCGUGGCGGUUUAAAAUAGUGGCGGGCACCGUGGACCUCGAAAACCCGAGCUCUGCUACCCAGGAGAUCUUGGUUGAAGAGGUCAUUGAGUACGAGCUCUUCCAUUUUGAAGUCGGGACAGCCAUUCCUACGAACGACGUGGCUCUGCUGAAGUUACAAGGAGAAGGCGCCUCAGGAACAGGAACGGGAUUCAUCAGCGUCGUGGGCCAGGACCAAGAGCUUCCCGUAGGCUCCUCCUGCACUGUCCUGGGCUGGGGCGCAACUCAGGACGGUGGAGCCAUGUCACCAACACUGCGCAAGGUGGACGUGGUGGUGCAGGAUCAAGCCACCUGCUUCGAGAGCUACAAUUACCUCUUCAGACCUACAAUGUUGUGUGCCGGCUAUCCUGAGGGAGGCGCUGAUGCUUGCCAGGGGGACUCGGGCGGUCCUCUGAUCUGCGGUGGGGAGCUACACGGAGUUGUGUCCUGGGGAGAUGGGUGCGCCAAGCCUCAGAAAUACGGCAUCUACACGAGACUUGCUGUCUUCUCAGACUGGGUUGAGAAACACAACUUCGUUUUAGGUUAUCCUGACGAUGAAUGAACUUGCUGUCUUCUCAGACUGGGUUGAGAAACACAACUUCGUUUUAGGUUAUCCUGACGAUGAAUGAACUUGCUGUCUUCUCAGACUGGGUUGAGAAACACAACUUCGUCUUAGGUUAUCCUGACGAUGAAUGAUCUUGAUAAGGAAACAUUACUAUCAUUAAACAUUGUUAUCAAAUUUCAUUAUUGUAAUCGAUCGGUCACUUCAUGAGUAUUUGCCUGGGGUUGGAAUAAUUGAGAGAUUACUUAGGAUUACUGAACAUAAAUCCUGAUCCAAUACAUCAAGUUGUUUAAAAAUAAAAAUAUAAAUUCAACAUACCGUUGGAAGUCAAUAUGUAUAAGCUUGCAUUAUAUUUAUUUAGCUGAUUAUGCUUCAGGGACCAAGUUUACUUUGCUAAACACU